AUGUAUCAUUUACUUCAAUUAUCAUAUUUCCUAUAUAGAUAAUACCAAUCCAGCCAUAAUUUCUUGCAAAUAUUCAGAAUAAUAGUAUUUCCUCAGCUAAUCGUCAUGAGCUCUUCUUGUGGAUGCUUCAGGUAUUCAUAACCUAUUAUUAAAAAACAAUAGAAGUCAUCUCAAUGCUAGCUCAGGGUAGAAACUCUACAGAGAGCUUUCACCUAUGUCGAUAUUACUUUAUCUUCAAUACAAACUCCUUCUGAUGCACUCUAUUUAAUUGGGAUUUCAUCAUUAUUGAUAGCUGCCAAGCUUGAUGAAUCCAGAAAUCUCUCUUAAUAAAUGGAACUUGAAAUAAUGAAUAAUUUCGCCAUGUUCCUCAAAAUGGACCCCAUGAAUACUAUUUCUAGUGGGGAAAUAAUAAAAUGCGAAAGUGUCAUCCUCCAAUUUUGCUGCUGGAGGCCCCUAGUCCCCUGUGCGACUGAGAUACUAAAAUUGAUACUUUUUGUUUGCAAUUCUUCUCAGGACUUUACUGAUAUCAUCGAGAAGACUAAUGAACUAAUUUUUUCAGCCUUACUAUCUUAUGAGAUGUGCUGCUUCAGAUAUUCCUCAAUUGCUUUAUCUAGCCUAAUGCUAGUCUUAGAACAAUACGACUUCUAACAAUUUUAAGAUGGAAUGAUGUCAUUAAUAGAGGAACACAAAAUUCCAUUUGACAUUGCUUAAGUCGAAUAAUGUAAAGAAGCAAUCAUUCACUUGCUAACUUCGGAAGAAGCUAGCUAAUAACAGGGUGAAAUAAUGCCUCAACCACUAAAUGUAACCGAAAUACCACUAGAGUAGUAUUAGUUAGAUUAAAAUUCACUAGCUAAUCAGCAACUAUCUUAGAUAAUUUCAACCUAAUUCGAAACAUAGCAUAUAAAAACCCCUGCUAAACAAUAGUAGAUGACUGAGGAGCAAGAUUUUUCAGUGAAGGAGACUUAGGAGAGCGAAAACUCUUCAUUUAAGUUCGACCUGAACACUACAUCCUUCUUAGAAAAUAUGCAACAGGAAUAGUUUUCCUCGUUUUUAGAAGAAAGUGAUUUUGAUAAUGAGGAAAGUAAAGAUUCCAAAAAAACUAAAAAUAUCAAGAAGCUAAAAAGGAAAGGCUCUCUAAAGAAGAAUAAAUUGUCUUUCAGAAAGGCAACACGUCAGUUGGUGUACACAAACCCCAUUAGUUCAAGUCACCAACCAAUCAAUUUUACAGAAACUGAAUAAAAUGGAAUGAUCAAUACCGAUAAUACUGAGAACAUGAUGAUGAUUGAACUAGGCCAAAAUCACCGUGCAGGUCGCUAAUCAUCAGAUCAUUUUGUAUCAUUAGCUUAUUUAUACAAUAACCAAAAUCAUGGGCUCGGUGAAACUGAUAUUAGUAACAAAGUCAGCACCGAUUUAUUAUUGGAUCAGUGGAUUCAAGAGCAAAUUAGGAACGAGGACUCAAACACCUCCAAUAAGAGAGUUAAUCACUUCUCUUCUUCUCUCUAAUGA
Stylonychia lemnae is the source of this 1506-nucleotide messenger RNA. The record is from the annotation of a GenBank genome assembly. Lineage: Eukaryota; Ciliophora; Spirotrichea; Sporadotrichida; Oxytrichidae.